AUGGUUGAGCUUCCACAAUUGUACCACCGCCGACACCGGAAAUGGGGUCUGCAAGCCGUGUUGGAGGACCGAGAAGCGUACAAAGUGAGCUGGUGCAAGUUUGAACCCCCAAUUAUUACCCCUCAACAUCUCCGGAGUCCAGGUGAUAUGGAACACAGCUCGACCUUACAUUACGCUUUAUACAUUGGCAAGGUUAGGUACGGUGCAUCAUACGCCACCGACAAUGUACGGGAGUUGGACCCUGCCCCUUUCCAAGUCUUCCUCCAUCCCGUCGACAAGAGUUUUUGGAUAGUUUUCGACGUUUAUCCUAUGCAUGGUUUUGAUCGGUUCCCAGAGGAAGAAGAGUGGACGGACACCGAUGAAGAGGAAUUCAACGUCGGUGAGGGGAAUCGCGUAACGGUACGCGUAUACCGCCACUCAAUUUGGGACGCGCUCGAAUCUGCACCUCCUGUCGUUGCUUGGCGCAUACCAUUUUCUGACAUGCAGCGUAUCGCACGGCGGCGCACAUAUGUUCGUGGUCUCGUUAGCACGGUCAUAUUCGACGAUAACGGACCCGUGCCGCAAGUGGUCGUGGACGGGUAUGAUCCUACCUGGAACAGCUCCGUUGGCCCGCGGCCACUGAUAUAUGCGCCGCUGCUCGUGGUGGGAUCCAACGCUGCGGCCGAGUUCCAACAAGACCCUGGACCAAACGAUCCGUCAGCCGACUAG
This is a messenger RNA of Fonsecaea pedrosoi CBS 271.37, 708 nucleotides long. RefSeq lists its product as uncharacterized. NCBI's taxonomy places the organism in Eukaryota, Fungi, Ascomycota, Eurotiomycetes, Chaetothyriales, Herpotrichiellaceae. The record is from RefSeq and is a predicted model, not a curated record. Bases 1 to 708 code for a protein of 235 amino acids. The transcript is spliced from 2 exons.